Staurois parvus is the source of this 400-nucleotide messenger RNA. NCBI's taxonomy places the organism in Eukaryota, Metazoa, Chordata, Amphibia, Anura, Ranidae. The record is from the annotation of a GenBank genome assembly.
AGGCAUGCAGCUUCUACAAACAUUUGUGAAUGAAUGGGUUGCUCUCAGGAGCUCAGUGAAUUCAAGCGUGGUACCGUGAUAGGUUGCACUUGUGCAAUAAGUCCAUCUGUGACAUUUCCUGGCUACUAAAUAUUCCACGGUCAACUGUUAGUGGUAUUAUAACAAAGUGGAAGCAACUGGGAACAACAGCAACUCAGCCACGAAAUGUGGUAGUCCACGUAAAAUGACAGAGCGGGGUCAGCGCAUGACGAAGCGCACAGUGUGCAGAAGUCGCCAACUGUCUGCAGAGUCAAUAGCUAAAGACCUCCAAACUUCAUGUGGCCUUCAGAUUAGCACAACAACAGUGCGUAUAGAGCUUCAUGGAAUGGGUUUUCAUGGCCAAGCAGCUGCAUCCAAGCCU